Molecule: messenger RNA, 1170 nt
Organism: Lolium rigidum
Lineage: Eukaryota; Viridiplantae; Streptophyta; Magnoliopsida; Poales; Poaceae
Product: splicing factor 3A subunit 2-like
Exons: 7
Coding region: 35-997 (320 amino acids)
Biological process (GO): spliceosomal complex assembly
Cellular component (GO): U2-type prespliceosome; nucleus; catalytic step 2 spliceosome
Molecular function (GO): nucleic acid binding; zinc ion binding
Source: RefSeq, a predicted model, not a curated record
ACUACUCGAGAGGCGGCCGAGCGGAGCAGACGCCAUGGAUCGCGAGUGGGGCUCCAAGCCCGGCAGCGGCGGCGCCGCCACCGCCCAGAAUGAGGCCAUCGACCGGCGGGAGCGCCUCCGCCGCCUCGCCAUGGAGACCAUCGACCUCGCCAAGGACCCCUACUUCAUGCGCAACCAUCUCGGCAGCUACGAGUGCAAACUCUGCCUGACGCUGCACAACAACGAGGGGAACUACCUGGCGCACACGCAGGGGAAGCGGCACCAGACCAACCUCGCCAAGCGCGCCGCCCGCGAGGCCAAGGACGCGCCCGCGCAGCCCCAGCCGAACAAGCGCAAGGUCGGGCCCCGCAAGUCUGUUAAGAUUGGCAGACCUGGGUAUACAGUAACUAAACAGUAUGAUCCUGACACGAAGCAACACUCAUUUCUUUUCGAGAUUGAGUACCAAGAAAUCGAAGAUAAUAGCAAGCCAAGGCACCGUUUCAUGGCGUCAUAUGAACAGAAAAUCCAAUCUUGGGACAAGAAUUUUCAAUAUCUACUUUUCGCGGCAGAUCCAUACGAAACCAUUGGCUUUAAGAUACCAAGCACAGAGAUUGACAAAUCAACAGACAAGUUUUUCUCAUAUUGGGAUCCAGACAAGAAGUCGUACAUUAUGCAACUAUACUUCAAGCCAAGACUACCGGAGGCUAACAGGCAACCAGCUGCUCCUGGGACUGUCCCAAAUGGGACAGAAGGCCCUCCUGGUGCUCCUCCAAGGCCACCGCCCCAUCCACAAGCUCCACCGCCACCUCCACCGCAUGCACCUAUGGGGAUGCCCCAUAGGAUCCCACCACCACCAAUGAAUGGCUUUCAACCUCCACCACCUCCACCUCCGAUUGCAAAUGGUCCUCCGCGAUCAAUACCACCUCCACCUCCUUCUGGUGGUGCAAUGGCUAACUUCACUCCUGGGGCGCCUCCGCCACGCCCUCCGAUGCAAGGCUUUCCUGGGCCUCAGCAGUAGGUGAUCAGAGUGGCAGCAACAAUCAGGCUACAAAUUUUGAACACUUGCUUUAUCUGAACCGGCUUGUUGCCAUAUGCACCAACAUUGUUUUCUGAGACUUUAUUGUACUGUAAGCUGUUACAUUGUUCAAUUGUGUUUUCAAGCAAAACAUUCAAUCAGCUUAUGUGUUGUUA